AUGACCGACAAGACACGACUUGGCCAGCAAUGCGUGUACGCAGGAGAAGCAAUAGAGGAGGGCUCCGACUUCGCCAAAGGCAUGGACUCCCGCGUCACCAAGAUAGAGAAUAAACUCGACCAGUUGAUGGAAUACAUCAAUUCCCUGGGCCGAAACAGGGCAGAACACACGCCCGAUCCAUGUGAGGUUCAUCCAAUUGAUACAUCCCAUCCUGUGGUUUCGGCAUCGGAUAAUAGCUCUACGAAAUAUUCACCAGAUCCAUCGGCAAUUCAGCUUUACUUAAAGUUCUGCAAUUCACAACCUCUAUCACUAUUCCCGCAGAAUACGGUGGCUGUAUCUCUAGAAAAUCGAGAUCCAGAACUUGUACUUUGUCUCGAGGCAUUGGGUAUUCGCUUCCAUGGACAUGGAAUCCAGGACAGCGAAGUGGCGAUGCGGAUAAGAAAGAACACAGAACAAGCCAGUAAGGUCGUCAUGACUCGUUUGCUGGAUGGCUGCGUUGAGUUGUCCACCAUUCAGACAUUUUGCUUGCUAAGCGUCCUAGAAUUCACUGCUGGAAAUAUCAUUCGAGCAGGUUACUACGCAAACACGGCACGAUAUCUUAUACAAAAUACCGGAUCUCCCAAUCUAGACUUUUUCAAUCAUCUCGAUGCUGAAAAAGAUGAGCGCAAACUUUGCUACGCCAGUAUAAUUCUGCUCCAAAAUUUCCAGGGUUCUUUGGACAUUCGGCGCCUUGAGGAGGCAGCCAGGCCUUUUGGCAGCAGGGCCCUUACCGCGCCAUUAUUCGAGGGCCUGGCUUUAGGGAAGACCCUCGGGAGGGCAUCCAAGCUGGAAAUUGGUAUAAACUCCGCGAACCUGUACACGAGUGAAUUGUGGAGCCUAGCCUGUCACUAUGCUCUCAAUCCGGUCUGUGCUGAUACACAACCGCCAUGGUCACCGCAGUCAGAUUAUUCCACGAUUAAUUACUGGCACACCGAACAUGAGAGUUGUAUGCCGCUGAGAUUCCGGCUACACGCUAGUCGCUUCUCUGACUUCCCACUGGGGGAAAUACAAGCCCACCGAGAUUACUGGGGUCCAUGGUUUUUGUUCCAAAUCGGAUGGCACGCAGUCCAGUGUAUCUUGAAUCACCCAUUUCUCCUUUCUAUGCGACUGCGGAACUUCCGAGGGACGAUGCCGCAAUCCUUCCUCCGUAGCUCUUUCGAGCAGCUGACACUGCACUCUGGGUGGAUUGUGCAUUUCCUCGAUCUUAUCGAAGAAAAGGGCUUUGAGAUAUCUGAUCCAACCAUAGGCCACUGUGUGACUGUUGUGGCGACGAUAUGCCUGCAGCACAGCUUUGCUGAAGACCAGGCCUUCAGUAUGAAAGCUCAGACAGGAUUUGAUAAAUGCAUGCGAUUCUUAAACCUAAUGGGGAAUCGUUGGCUUCAUAUAAACCGCCAGGCCACUCAAUUAGAGCAACUACGCGACAGUAUUUCUCCCGGAGGUCUUCUCCCUGGCGAUAAUAGUACCCAUAUAAUGAAUACGGAUAGCCCUCGAAGACGUUGGUCAAUUAAUCUCCAGCUGCUAUGGAAAGUCCUUGUCUACCAGCACGCCAGCCAAAACACAAAUGGGUCCGAUGAUAUCUUUGGACAAAAGCUGACUGAACAUAUUGUGAACCCAAACAUCUCUCAGGUGAAUUCAAUUUCUGACCCUGAUUUUGCGCUCGUUGGAUCGGCUGGCAUAUCGGGGCACAAAACGGUCGCAGCAGAAUGUGUCACAUAUCCUCCUGAGCAGCCUGAGCACCGGGGUCCUUCAGCGCCGUCUCCGAUACAGGAAGCGGACCCGUUUUUUGAAUCCGUCAUGAUCAUUCAUAUACAUACUUUUCUGGUCCGGCACACGGCCCGGUUCCGUGAUCUCCGGACGCCAAGAGCCGGACUAGGCCGGGUUGAGCUCACCAUUCUGGAUGUCUUGAAAAGUGAUUCGAUUUUGGUCGUGGGUGCCGGCGUCUUCGGUCUUUCCACGGCCCUAGAAUUGAAACGUCGAGGGUACGAAGAUAUCACGGUUUUAGACCGAUAUACACCUCCAGCAGAAGAUGGGAGCAGUGUCGAUAUCUCACGGAUUAUCAGGAUCGACUAUGCCGACCCUGUUUAUUGUCAGAUGGCCCGGGAAGCCUACGAGGGCUGGACGACAGACUACAAGGAGCAUUAUUACGAAUCCGGGUUUGCACUUCUAUCGGAGACGCCCCGGAACGAGUGGAUUGAAAAGUCACGCGCUACCGUCCUUUCGAUCGGGGGACGAGUUGAAGACCUGGCAGAUGCGACACAGUUGCUGGAGUCAUUCCCGAACAUUCAAUCUGACCUUUCUGGCAUGAACGGCUACCUGAACCGGCUUGGGGGGCUGGGCAAAUGCUGCCGGCAGCAUACAGAAGCUCGCUUCACGAUGCAGUCUUGA
Molecule: messenger RNA, 2424 nt
Organism: Penicillium chermesinum
Lineage: Eukaryota; Fungi; Ascomycota; Eurotiomycetes; Eurotiales; Aspergillaceae
Product: fungal specific transcription factor domain-containing protein
Exons: 9
Coding region: 1-2424 (807 amino acids)
Cellular component (GO): nucleus
Molecular function (GO): oxidoreductase activity
Source: RefSeq, a predicted model, not a curated record